AUGGCGUGUUGCAUAUCCGUAUUGACUGCUGUCUUCUCCCCCGCUCUCGCUGCUCACGGCUACCGUGUGAACGGCGGCCCGGCCGGCGAGGGCCUGGACCCGCUGUACCCCGGCGAGUCGUUCGACCCCCUGGGCCUGGCUGACGACCCGGACACCUUCGCCGAGCUCAAGGUCAAGGAGAUCAAGAACGGCCGCCUGGCCAUGUUCUCCAUGUUCGGCUUCUUCGUGCAGGCCAUUGUGACCGGCAAGGGGCCCAUUGAGAACCUGAACGACCAUCUGGCCAACCCGGCCGUCAACAACGCCUUCGCCUUCGCCACCAAGUUCACGCCCAGCGCGUAAUGUAUCGCUGCUACGUUUGCUAGUCGAAGCGGUUGUCCGCAUCUGCCGGCCGCUGCUGCCUUCAGCUACGUUACGUUGUUUAGCUAUGUGAACGUAGACACAACAUAACCAAUAAACUGCCAAUACCGGUAUACGAGACGUCACAUGCAUAGCGAUUGCAGGCAGUAGUUGCCUAUCCGUCGCUGUUGGGUAAAUACGCUUGGAUGCGCAGCUUGCCAAAACUGUUGAGUGAUGCGUGGGUGCUUGUCAGUUAUGUCCAUCGAACCUCGUUGUCGCACUGUGGCCACCUCUGUUUUUGAUGUCGUGUUCCUGCGAUGAGUUCCCGCGUGGUGAGUGGUGAGCAGCGGCGGAAGCGGUCCUGUUACGGGCCUGAAGUUUUGAUGUGGGUGUUUCCCAGUAGGGGUUUCCCACAGCACGGGUGUUGAGGUGGAGCUCUUACUUUUGGGUGGGGUAUUGGGCGGUGAGACGUGAGAUAUCAAGAGCUUCAUACAAAGCGCAUGCACGUGCUGGGUGCGUUGCGCCAAGCAAGCUCCUGUAACAUUUGGGGUGUUCAUGACAUAAGGAAGGUCUCGGUUCCAGUGCUUGUUUCACCGCUUCUUGGGGCGGGAGCACAUACAGCCAUUUUGGUGGGCGCGUACUGCAAAGGCGGCCACGCAAACAGGCACACAUGGAGAACACGCGCGAGACACGAGCUAAAGGAACAUGUCAUUCAGAGGGAUG
Volvox carteri f. nagariensis is the source of this 1059-nucleotide messenger RNA. RefSeq lists its product as uncharacterized. The coding region runs from base 1 to 339 and encodes 112 amino acids. Gene Ontology annotation, cellular component: chloroplast envelope; plastoglobule; chloroplast thylakoid membrane. Lineage: Eukaryota; Viridiplantae; Chlorophyta; Chlorophyceae; Chlamydomonadales; Volvocaceae. The record is from RefSeq and is a predicted model, not a curated record. The transcript has 2 exons. Gene Ontology annotation, biological process: photosynthesis, light harvesting in photosystem I; response to light stimulus.